Cylicocyclus nassatus is the source of this 849-nucleotide messenger RNA. The record is from the annotation of a GenBank genome assembly. Lineage: Eukaryota; Metazoa; Nematoda; Chromadorea; Rhabditida; Strongylidae.
AUGGUCUCGAAACUAUUAAUUGUUAGCUUCUGUAUUGCUUCUUUAACGAUGGCUAAACCUCAGUCAGAGGAAGAAGUAAAAAGCUCUAAGCGACGGCAGUACAUUCAACCUAUGGCUGGUGCAGCACAGACCCCACGAAACAUACAGUUAGCACCUAUGCUUGCGCCUAUGGCACCUCCUCCCAUGCCAGUAGCUUCCGCACCUCCUCCGGUGCCAGUAGCUUUCCAACCAGCCGUAGCAGUGGCACCAACGGGGCAAUGCCCAGGUGGCCCAUCUCUCCCAAUUGAAUGCGAUCCCAAACGCCCAUGGCCACAAUGCCCACCCCAGUCUUACUGCUAUGCUACCAACUCAGUCGAUGUCGGACCAUAUUUCUGCUGCCCCGUCUGGUCCACCUACGGUGCCGCUUGGAGACCAGCUACUCCGUUCUAUAACUACGUUCCACCUAUGCCAGCUAACUGGCCCGAUGUUAUGAAAGUUACUGCCAAUUGGCCAUCUGCCGCUAUCGGGCUUCCUGUCAAAGCUAGAAAGCCCGUCUCCAAUCAAGAAGAGACGGAAGGAGAAAGCCAGAUAGGAUCGUCCAUAAACGAUUGGCUCGAAAGACAAGCAGCUCUGAGUCCAGAUCAAAAAAAAUCGAAUAAUGCAGUCCUUACGAAAAAAGCAUCCUACCCCAAAGACUGCAAAAAAAAUCCUUUUUGCGAUGCUCAGUUCGAGAAAACACCUAACUUCACUCUGACUGCGCAAAGCAAAACUGCAGUCGAUUUUGGCUUAAUUCUUAUACAGCAGAGAAUGGCCACAGCCACAAAGUUUGAUUUGAAAUUGUCAGCCCAGGAAGAAAAGCAAGAGGAGUGA